Bombina bombina (fire-bellied toad) is the source of this 584-nucleotide messenger RNA. Its product is annotated as gamma-crystallin 1-like. Bases 1 to 525 code for a protein of 174 amino acids. NCBI's taxonomy places the organism in Eukaryota, Metazoa, Chordata, Amphibia, Anura, Bombinatoridae. The transcript has 3 exons. Gene Ontology annotation, biological process: visual perception; lens development in camera-type eye. Gene Ontology annotation, molecular function: structural constituent of eye lens. The record is from RefSeq and is a predicted model, not a curated record.
AUGGUUAAGAUCAUCUUCUAUGAGGACAAGAACUUUCAGGGCCGUUCCUAUGAGUGCACCUCAGAUUCAUCAGACCUGACCUCAUAUUUCAGCCGCUGCAACUCCAUCCGGGUAGAAAAUGGCAACUGGAUUCUUUAUGAACAGACAAAUUACAGGGGGCACCAAUACUAUCUCAGGAGAGGAGAAUAUCCUGAUUUCCAGCAAUGGAUGGGUUACAAUGACUCCAUCAGAUCUUGCCGUCUGACUCCACAACACCGUGGUCCAUUCAGAAUGAGAAUUUAUGAGCGAGAAAAUUUCCAAGGCCAGAUGAUGGAGUUCACUGAAGAUUGUCCUCAUGUCUUUGAGCAAUUCCAUUACCAUGACAUCCACUCAUGCAAUGUAUUUGAUGGCCACUGGGUAUUUUAUGAUGAACCCAACUACAAGGGGCGACAGUACUACCUGAAACCUGCAGAGUACAGAAGAUAUAAUGACUGGGGAGCUGUGAACUCCAGAGUUGGUUCCUUCAGACGAGUCAUGUAUCAUUGAUAAAUAUCUUGAAUUAGUAAUAAUAAUAAGAAUGUCAUUAUUAAAUCUACUAAAACUGA